This is a messenger RNA of Cladophialophora immunda, 1770 nucleotides long. RefSeq lists its product as uncharacterized. NCBI's taxonomy places the organism in Eukaryota, Fungi, Ascomycota, Eurotiomycetes, Chaetothyriales, Herpotrichiellaceae. The transcript has 4 exons. The coding region runs from base 1 to 1770 and encodes 589 amino acids. The record is from RefSeq and is a predicted model, not a curated record. Gene Ontology annotation, molecular function: catalytic activity.
AUGUCUACCGAAGCGAUCACCAUCUCACCAACGUACCAGAGCAGACUCGCUCGAGGCGCCAUGAAUGGCAACACCUUCCGUCACGAUGUCCACCCGUGCGGCUCAAUCCCCAAGGAGGCGAAGCAGAUACUCGUCAGACAUCUUCUCGAAAACCCAAGCCUCGAUAUACCCUCCCAGGUGUCCAGAAACGUAUCAGCUGUCACGUUCACCCCGGAAGCCGGCCCUUUCAUGCCUACACCCAUGAAGAUGAGUGAAUCCGUCUCUGCACUCUGGGCAUGCAUCGGCCUGUUUGCCAGUGCUAUUUCGCAAGAGCGCUAUAGUGUGCCGGUGCCAAAGAGUAUCCAAGUGGAUGUGCACUCAGCUACUCUCAUGUUGAUGUCAUUAGCUCUCUUUGAGAUCGAGGGCUGUGGCCAGGGCGAAGCAGCGCAGAGGGUGGAGUAUAUUGACAAGGGCCGAAUCUCUGAAACGUACAGGGCCAUGGCGACAAAUAUAUAUAAGACCGCUAAUGGCCGAUACUUCCAACUUCAUGGCAGCCUUGACACAACGCCUGUGCUCCAUAUGCUCGGCCUGGCGCAGAACCGCCCCGACUUGGAAGGAGCACAGUUCCGUGACAAGGCCAAGCAAGUAUACAGAGCCGCGGUUGCGGAAAGGGAUAGUGCCGCCCUCGAAAUCGAAGUUAAUGAGCGAUGGCGCCAGCCAGGUGUGACCUGCCUCACUUUGCAAGAAUACACCGAAACGCCGCAUGGCCGGUCAAACAUCAAGGAGCCUUUAUACACUAUAGACGCUGUACACGAGUCCCUCCCGCCCGUCGCGUGGCCAAACCAGGAAAGUCCUCGUGGUCCACUGGCUGGAAUCAAAGUCCUCGAUCUUACAAAAGUGAUCGCCGGACCGACCAUAACGCGAAUUCUCGCCCUCCUGGGCGCGGACGUCCUGCGCAUUUCCACAGACACCAAGCCCGAUGCGGGAUUCGCCCUGUACGACGGUCAACUCGGGAAGCGAGACGCCAAUCUCGACUUGAAGACCGUCCAGGGGAAGGCUAGCUUCACGGCCCUUCUGGAAGACGCCGACGUCAUCGUGGAUGGGUAUAGGCCCGGAGUUCUCGAGAAGCUGGGUUUUAGUGGCGCGUGGAUGCAAGAGUUGGCGCGGCGGAGAGGGAAAGGCAUCGUCUAUUGCCGGGAGAACUGCUACGGCUGGAACGGCGAAUGGAGUGGCCGCGCAGGAUACCAGCAGAUUUCCGACUGUGUGACGGGAGCUGCGUGGGAGCAGGGCAAGUUCCUUGAGCUCGAUGAGCCGGUCGUCCCACUACUUCCCAAUUCCGAUUACCAAACGGGACUCGUGGGUGGAAUAGCAGUGAUGCAAGCUCUGAUGAAAAGGGCUACUUCGGGAGGUUCCUACAACGUUUUCGUCUCCCUCAACCAGUUCAACAACUGGUAUCUUCGAUCUGUGGGUCUGCAAGGUGAAGAGACUCAGGCUGCCAUACGAGCGUUGUAUCCGGAAUUUCUGCCCAGGCAUGACAUGGACAUUUUCGAGUUGAUCUCGAGGACGUUGGAAGCCACCAGGACUGCAAACGGGGAUGGAAAGGGUCAACUUUUCGAUCCGGCGCGGUUCACCACGGGUUCUAUCAGAUGGGGCAAAGAAGGAGAAGUCGCCCAGUAUCUUGACUGGAGGAGAAUCGUGGUGGUGAAAACUGAUGGUGCGGACGACGGGGUUGUGUUCGGCUUCGAGAACGGGUCUUGUAUGCCAGGCUCGGAUCAGCCGAGAUGGCAUUAA